Messenger RNA from Lagenorhynchus albirostris (white-beaked dolphin), 888 nucleotides. Its product is annotated as glycine N-acyltransferase-like. Gene Ontology annotation, cellular component: mitochondrion. Lineage: Eukaryota; Metazoa; Chordata; Mammalia; Artiodactyla; Delphinidae. Bases 1 to 888 code for a protein of 295 amino acids. The record is from RefSeq and is a predicted model, not a curated record. The transcript has 5 exons. Gene Ontology annotation, molecular function: glycine N-acyltransferase activity.
AUGCUCCACUUACAGGGUCCACAGAUGCUGCAGAUGCUAGAAAAAUACUUAAAGAAGAGCCUCCCUGAGUCCUUAAAGGUUUAUGGGACCACCUUCCACAUGAACCAGGGAAACCCUUUCAAGCUACAGGCCCUGGUGGACAGGUGGCCUGAUUUUAAUACAGUGGUUAUCCGCCCUCAGGAGCAGGAGAUGACAGAUGACCUUGAUCACUACACCAAUACUUACCAAGUCUACUCCAAGGACCCUAAGAAAUGUCAGGAAUUCCUUGGUUUGCCAGAAGUCAUCAACUGGAAGCAACAUUUGCAGAUUCAAAGUUCACAGUCCAGCCUGGAUGAUGUGAUAAACAAUCUUGCGGCUACUAAAUUGGGCAAGGUGAAGCGAACACAGUGCUUUCUCUAUAUGGUCUCUGAGACAACAAAGAAAUUGGCUACUUCCUUGCUGGAUGCAAAAAACGUAUCACCCAAUGGUGAUAAAUACAAGUCCAUCCAUCAAAAGGUGUUGAAACUCUCAUCCCUGGAUCCUACCCACGCUGCCUUGGUGAAUAAAUUCUGGCAUUUUGGUGGCAAUGAGAGGAGCCAGCGGUUCAUCGAGCGCUGUAUCCGGACCUUCCCCACCUUCUGCCUGCUGGGGCCUGAGGGGACCCCUGUAUCCUGGGCCCUAAUGGACCAGACAGGAGAGCUGCGGAUGGCAGGCACCAUACCUGAGUACCGGGCCCAGGGCCUCAUCACCUACCUCAUCUAUGUCCAGGUUCAGGCUCUAGACAAACUUGGCUUCCCCAUGUAUUCCCAUGUAGAUAGGGCCAAUCACAUCAUGCAAAAACUGAACUUCAAGCUGCAGAAUAUCUCUGUGUCCAGUGACUGGAACCAGUGGAACUUUGUGCCUCUGUGA